Larimichthys crocea (large yellow croaker) is the source of this 1247-nucleotide messenger RNA. Its product is annotated as G-protein coupled receptor 4-like. The transcript has 2 exons. Gene Ontology annotation, cellular component: plasma membrane. Gene Ontology annotation, biological process: phospholipase C-activating G protein-coupled receptor signaling pathway; positive regulation of Rho protein signal transduction. Gene Ontology annotation, molecular function: G protein-coupled receptor activity. The coding region runs from base 52 to 630 and encodes 192 amino acids. The record is from RefSeq and is a predicted model, not a curated record. NCBI's taxonomy places the organism in Eukaryota, Metazoa, Chordata, Actinopteri, Sciaenidae.
GCUGAGGUUUUGAAUUCUAAAAUUGUAAACACCAUUUACGACUUCAGUCUGAUGGCCAGUGUUGGCUUCAUGGUGUGUGUCGCCCUGGAAAGGUAUUUGGUCGUCGCCUGGCCACUGUGGUACCGCUUCAGACGAACCAUCAAGACCUCUGUGGUGGUCUGUGUCGUGGUCUGGGUCUUUCCUCUUGUCUUUGUCCUCAUUUCAUAUUUCUCCUCUGUCUUUUGGGUCACUAUAACUGUCUAUGUUAUCUUCUAUCUCCUUCCCUUCCCACUGCUCAUAUUCUUCCUGGGUGGGACCCUCAAAGCUCUGUCUGCCAGCACUGUCCCCUCUGAUGAAAAACGAAGAAUUGUGGGAGUUUUGGUUCUGGUGCUGCUUAUUUACACACUGCUGUUCAUGCCCAGUGUCAUCUGGUUACUGUCAGAGGAAGCAAAAAAGAACUUAACCUUUAAAAUCCUGCCUCUCAUCUUUCUCUGGUUGAGUCCUCUUGCAGACUUAUUUCUGUACGUGUUCAUGAGGAAAGGGAUCAUAGACAAGCUUUUGGCCUCUGUGUGUUGUUGCAGAAUGGACAGCAAUGAUAUCAGCAGAUCAUCAGGAAAUGAUGACAACAUUCACACAGUCAGCUCUGUGUAGGCAGAGAAAGAGGGAGAGAGAGAAAGGAGAGAAAACAGAAGGAGAAAUGUAGGCAAAUAGAAAGAAUAGAGACAAGACAGAUACUGUCAUCUACUGAUACGAUUUCCAAUCAGACACCUAACUGUAGAUAAAAGGAAGCAUUGCUUUGACUCUGCUGUGGGAGAACUGGUUGCUGGGAAAUGUUUUGGUCAACUUGUUCUGGUUCACUGUGAAGGCUUCAACACAUGUAAAUAAAAUAUGUUUCUUAUUAUUUUGUCAGCUGUAAGUUGAUGUCUAUCAUUAUUAUCUUUAUGUUUUGAUGAACUGAGCUCAUUAUAGCCACCAAAAUCUUUAUUCUGACUGUUGUCUGUUUCUUUAACAGGGAGAGCAUCUUAACAAGUCUUUAGGACUUUUUUCUUCUUUGGUCUCUCUUUAAAUUUCAUUUCUUGUUCAGUUUUUCUCAGUUAUAUCUAACGUACAUCUAUCCAAAACUGCUUUUGUUUUUGCUGCAUAUUAUUUGUUCAUCUUUAUUUCAUAUUUUUGCUGUUUUAGUGGUUGGCAUGUUAGUUUUUAGGAUGUGACUCAGAGCAUGUAUUUGAACAGUUCUUGUGUGUUUUCAAUAAACACUUUCUACUGAU